This is a messenger RNA of Coniophora puteana RWD-64-598 SS2, 2636 nucleotides long. RefSeq names its product cytochrome P450 monooxygenase CYP63. Bases 16 to 1779 code for a protein of 587 amino acids. The transcript is spliced from 10 exons. The record is from RefSeq and is a predicted model, not a curated record. NCBI's taxonomy places the organism in Eukaryota, Fungi, Basidiomycota, Agaricomycetes, Boletales, Coniophoraceae. Gene Ontology annotation, molecular function: iron ion binding; monooxygenase activity; heme binding.
GUUCUGUUCGUCAUCAUGAGCGCAGGCAACUUUCGUCUUCGUAUAUGCAGGGAUCUCUUCCGCACGCUCGUCGUUCCACCCCUUGUUCUUGCCGCUGGCUGUCGAUGGGGAGACAUUCGUCUAGGAUACUGGUCUUUGCCCGCCUACCUGUUAUCAAUAGUAGUGGCAUUCUUCGCUAGAGUUCAGUACUCAGAACUUCUCCAAGCGAGAGAAGCGCGACAACUCGGUGCACGUCCGAUACCUCGCGUUGUCGGGAAAUGGCCUGGCAACAUCGACGUGAUGCUCAGACUCAGCAAAGCGUUCAAAGAUUCGUACAUCUAUGACCCCUAUCUCGAACUUUUCGAGGAGUAUCAGUCAACUACCCUCAACACCCGCAUCUUGUGGACUGACAGCAUCAUCUCGAUGGAUCAGGAGCACUGCAAGUAUGUGCUUGCAACUGGUUUCAGUCACUUCUGGCGAGGGACCGCCCAACGCGAGAGAAUGGAACAUUUUCUCGGGAGCGGCAUUUUCAACCGUGACGACGAGGCAUGGAAGAACCACCGCACCGUUGCCCGCCCAUUCUUUGCCCGCAACAGAAUAUCUGAUUUCGACUUGAUCGAGAAGCACGCCCAACGAACACUUUCGAUUGUUUCUCAGAUGGCGGAGUCCAACAGGCCCUGUGACUUGCAGGACCUGUACGCACGCUUCAGCCUCGAUGCGGCAUCCGAGUUUCUCUUCGGAUCCAAUCUGGACACGCUCUCUAAGACUAUGCCACAGCCGGGCGAACAGAAGUUCAACGAGAGAGGUUCUUGCACUGAAGACUCGUGGGGCACGUUCGUGCAGGCGUUCGAGGGUUCUCAACAGCUCGUUAUGAUGCGGGGUCGCGCUGGCGUGAUUUGGCCUCUCAAGGAGCUGUUCGGAGACAAGAUGUCUCCUUAUGCGGCGACGAUCAAGGAGUGGAUUAACCCGCUCGUUCUGGAUGCUCUGAGACACAAGAAGAUUAACCCAGGCAGCCCUAUCGCUGAGAAGAACUUCCUUGAGCAUCUGGCAGAUAGCACAGAGGAUGCCGAUGUGAUUCGUGAUCAAUUGCUAAGCAUGCUGCUGGCUUCACGCGACACAACUGCUUGCCUCUUGACCUACGUAACGUACUUCAUGGCUAUGCAUCCUGAUGUCACUCAGAAGCUCCGCCGGGAGGUGCUCUCUGUUUGUGGUCAAUCAACCCCAACGUUCGAGAACAUCAAGCAGAUGCGUUAUAUGCGAGCCGUCAUCGACGAAACCCUCCGCUUGUUCCCCCCUGUACCCCUGAACCAGCGACAGAGCCGCCCCACGUCAUGCACCCUCCCGCCACCUGAUCCCACCUUCCCUGCCGAGUCUAGGCAACCACUUUACAUGCCGAAGUCGACUACCUUUUUCUACUCGACUCUGUUGAUGCAGCGUAACAAGGCACUGUGGGGGCCUGAUGGAGACAAGUUUGAUCCAGAGCGCUGGAUCGAUCCCCAACGCCUCUCCAAGUUUACAUCUAAUCCCAUGAUGUUCACCCCCUUCAGCGCUGGUCCGCGUAUAUGCAUCGGACAGAACUACGCAUACAACGAGGCGUCCUAUUUCCUGGCGCGGCUGCUCCAACGAUUCGACACCUUCUCGCUCGCUCCGGAUGCGCAGCCCGGCUCGUCACUGCCCCCUCAAGAGUGGAAAUGCGGGCGCGGGCGCAAGGCGGUAGAGCAGAUUCGCCCUGAGGCCGCGAUGACCCUCUUUGUCAAGGGAGGCCUCUGGGUGAGAAUGGGCAAGGCAUCCACACAUUAGCUAUCGAGGCUCUGCUGCGGCGAGGACGGAGGACGCUACUUAUUCCAUCUCAUCCACGGAUUCCGGUAUUUAUCCCUACAUUUAUUUCUGGUAUCGAGGGGGCACAUUUGUAUAUUUCGGUCACCACAUUGUUGGACAUGUAUCAUUAUCAUCUAUAUAGACUUUUCACGACAAUGACACGCUUAUGAUCAAACGGGAUGGAACGAGUGAAAGAAUGGAAAACACGCUAGUAUUUUGAGAGUGUUGAUCUCAUUAGGAUUCGGCUUUGUACCUCGGGCUUCACUAUAGGCAAUCCUUCGUCCGUACGUCCGACGACUACAGCGGCACGCGCCCGGUCGACGGCCCGGUCGACCUCGUCCUCCCUGUCCGAGUCAGACUCUUGCCUUCCCUCACUGGGUGAUGGAGCGGAGGCAUGAUCAUUCCCGCGGAAGACUUGCAUAAGCAACGAGGCAUCUGUCAUCGCACUCUCCUCGCCCACGAGCGUGGGCGCCCCGCGGAACAGCUCGUACCCGUCAAAGCCCUCCGCGAUGAACGCAAUCAUGGCCACUGUAUACUCGGCAUUCCGCUCCAGCGGCUUCACGCCGGCGCUGUCCACGUUCCCCGGCGCAUCCGUACUCGCACCUGUCAAUGUCGAUGUCACGUCUGAAUGGGCAGCAUUGGCAGAAGUAUGCCCCGGAACGAGGGAGGCGCUCAGGACGCGCGAGCCGACCGGGCGAGCGCGGUCCACCUCGAUGCACAGCCCCGAGAUCUGGAAGAAGCGCCCGUCGACGAUGUCCGACACCGAGUUCUCGAGCGCGGCGAGGAGCGUCGCGCCCGUGAGACGCUUGACCACGAACGCGUUGUCGAACGGGACUACG